AUGGCCAGUCAACUUACUUCCAAGGAAGCAUUUGCCAAACUUCCACAGACCCUUCAUAACUUUUUCAUAAAGUAUCCACCAAGACCUUUUGUCCAAUAUGCUGCUGGUCCAUCUAAAACAACAGAUCCAAUGAAAAACCCAUUUUUCCCAAAUAAAAAUCCAGAAACUGGAAGAUGGCAAGAACCGAAAUAUUCUCGUAGAAGAUCUGCUGAUUUAUUUAAAAUGGCUAAGAAAUUUGGUAUACAAGAUUUAUUACCUCCUACUCCUAGAAAAUUCCAUGAAGAUAAAUACCAAAACAAAAUCUGGGUUCAAAGUAUGGUUAACCCAGUUGAUGAAGUUAAGGCUGCUGAAUAUGAAGCAAGAAUGAAGGCCAAGGAAGAAGCCAUUGCUAAUAUGGACAAGAUCAUUACUGAAGUUAGACCAAGCUAUAAGAAAUUAUUGGAAAAGAGAGAAAAACGCAAGAAGACAUGGUUUUAA
Molecule: messenger RNA, 477 nt
Organism: Candida tropicalis MYA-3404
Lineage: Eukaryota; Fungi; Ascomycota; Pichiomycetes; Serinales; Debaryomycetaceae
Product: mitochondrial 54S ribosomal protein mL59
Exons: 1
Coding region: 1-477 (158 amino acids)
Cellular component (GO): mitochondrial large ribosomal subunit
Molecular function (GO): structural constituent of ribosome
Source: RefSeq, a predicted model, not a curated record